AAUCAUCCAGAGCUCCCCUCAUGGUUCAGUCACUUUCAAAGUCAGCUGAAGGCAAUAGGAAAGGAGAGAAAGACUCAUUUCCAGCUUCAAUUGCUUUCUCUAAUAUUUAUGGACUUUACUUACUAGAAGGCUAAAGGAUGAUGGCAAGAAUGAGAAUUCCACUGGUCUGCAUGAUGUUUCUGGCUUUUACUUCCCAGAGUCUGUGCUCAGAUUCAGAAGAGGAAAUGAAGGCACUGGAAGCAGAUUUAUUGACCAAUAUGUACACAUCAAAGAUCAAUAAAGCAAGAUUUCCUCACUGGAAAAUGACCCUGCUGAAUGUGUGCAGCCUUGUCAAUAACUUAAACAGCCAAGCUGAAGAAACAGGGGAGACUGGUGAAGAUGAGCUUGCUAUGAGAAGGCAGUUAUCAUCUUUGGAAGGCUUUAACUUGGAGGCGAUGCUGACCAUUUACCAGCUCCAGAAAAUCUGUCGUAGCAGAGCUUUUCAGCACUGGGAGGAGGAUGAUCUUUGGACUGGGAAUGAUAAAACAAAAAUGAUUAACAGGGAGGUGAAACCGAAGAUAAAUGAGGAGAUGUUACUCCAAGAAGAUGUUCUUGAAUCUGCAAAUCUGAAUCGUGAAAAAGAAGAAAUCAUGAAGAGGAAAACCCCUUAUAUCCUGAAGAGGCAACUCCAUGUGAAUAAAGCCAGAAGACCCUACAUUCUCAAAAGGAGUUCUUCCUACUAUUGAGGAGAAAAAAAAUAUCUAAUUUAGUUUAUGAAUAAUUGUGUUUCAUGGUUGUUUUAAUUAAAAAUACAAGUAUAUCAGUGUGAAAAUUAUAUGACAAAAGAAUUGUUUUUGUCUCUUCUGCAAUUAUGGUUUCUUGAAUGUGAUUUUUUUAAUCAAAAGAAUUGGACAGAAAACAUUCCAAAUAAAUCUCCUUUCUAAGCAUGA
Antechinus flavipes (yellow-footed antechinus) is the source of this 929-nucleotide messenger RNA. It is a transcript of the gene NTS, whose product is annotated as neurotensin. NCBI's taxonomy places the organism in Eukaryota, Metazoa, Chordata, Mammalia, Dasyuromorphia, Dasyuridae. Gene Ontology annotation, molecular function: neuropeptide hormone activity. Bases 138 to 725 code for a protein of 195 amino acids. The record is from RefSeq and is a predicted model, not a curated record. Gene Ontology annotation, cellular component: extracellular region; axon terminus. The transcript is spliced from 5 exons.